GAACACUUGAUGUUAGAUCUUAGUAUUUUUACCAUUCUGAAACAGUCUUGUUCUGACUGCAGCUUUGAUAUGUUGGUCAAUAUUAGAACAGUCAAUCUGCUCCAUUGAUAAUGAUCUUAGGAAGGAGAAGGAUAACUUGUCUUUGAAAUUUCCAUCUAUUAUGGACCUUGAACUCAGAAGACUCUACUGAUUCUGCAUUCCCUUCAGCAUUUUUACUACUAUUAUUUCAUAUGAUUAUAGAUUGAGGAACUAGAAGAGAGUUUAUAAGCUAUGUAAUCCAAACCCUUCAUUUCUCAGAUGUGGAAACUAUUUCAAUCAUCAUGUCCUAUCUAUCUAAUGGACAACCUUGCUUUUAGAGUUUCAGAAGUAAACCCCUUAAUCAUGGGAGCUUCUUUGAAUUCCCUGUGGUCACAGCUAAAGGGAAGUGUCCAUAACACUCUAGAGUUUCCUGAGGGAUCCAUUGUAGUCUGAUACAACCUAGAUUCCAGACCCAAAUCUGGAAUCUUGUGAAUGUAAUGAGUACUAAGUUUCUUGACUCAUUGUCUUUCUGUCUCACUUGAUCAACAAAGUGAGAUUUUAUUCUUCUUUUGGGUUAAUUUUGAUAAACCUACUGUAUAAAAAACUCAGUUUGGUACAUUAUUUUGCUUUGCCUUUUCACUCCUUAGGGAGAAAAUUUGUGUCUUGUAGUUAAACAAAUAGUUCUUAGAAAGAAUAUAAACCAGUUAUCUUAUUUCAUAACAUUUUAGAAAAAAAUAUAAUAUGGACAUUCAUAGGGUAAACAAUAAUUAGAAUGAAAACAUGAAUAAAUAUUUUUUCUUUAAUAUAAGAUUAGAGAGCAAGAAUGUAUUCUAAAAGACAGCAAGCCAGUUAAUUCUAUACUAAUGCUACUUUGUUUAAUCAUCUGAGUACCAAACAGUGGGAAAGUUAAGUAGAAAUAUUAAUUUGAUGUAAUUGGUUUGAAGGCUAAUCUAAUUAGAAAAUAUAUGAAUUGCAGAUUUAUUAAGUAAAAUUUAUUACUUCUUAGUAUAAUCAAAGUCUUGAAGUAGACUUAUACUGUGUUGACAAGUUUGGUGAUUUACUCCAAUGUAUAGGUAAGCAUAGCAUAUAAGUGAUUAGCAGAUAAAUUGAAAUACUUAAACAGUUUGCCUUCUUAAGUAUGAAAUUACUUAAUUUCAUAAACUACUUGCUUAGAUUCCAUAAACAAUUAACAAAACCUCCAAAAAACAAUUUCUGGUCAAGUGAUCACAAAUCUAAAAUAAUGGAGAUUUCAUCAUGGUUAAAAGAUUGAGACAGUUAUUGUCAGACACUUGAGUCAGUAUUUAUAGCUAUAAAUAAUAUAUAAAUAAACUCUAACCCAAAUUUCUAGCACCAUUUUGAUCUGUAUUGGGACCAGCCCCAAAAUCUUUUCAGUAGUCUCAUAAGUAGAAAGUCCCAUCUCUGUUUCCAUCUGUCCUAAUUAUCUCUUGAAUUUAUCAUAAGAUUGAGAGCUCCAAAGGAUCUUAGUAUCACGUCCUCAAAUAUUUCUGGAUUUUGCUCAGCACUGACAUGAAUCAAGGAAUGAAUAAUGAAUGGAGACUUGUUUUUUAAAGAAAAUUUGCAGAAGCAGUUAUGUUUUCUUAUUUUUUUUUAAAUAGGAAAAUAAGAUGACUCUAUUUUGGUAUGCUUGCUUCAUAGUUCUACUUAGUUCUUCAUUUGAAGCUGAAGAUGAUUGUGUGGAGUUUGAAGAGAAUAUAAUAUUAGUUACUUUUGAAGAUGAGCUUGCUGUUCGUCACAGUAAUUCUAGAGUAUUUGGCCCUUACAGUAACAUAAGUUGGUAUGGAAGUGAUGGUAAGACAGUCAUCUCUAUGGAUCAGAACUCUAGGGUUCACCAGUACAGAGAGAAACUUUGGUUUGUUCCAGCUGCGACAGAGGACUCAGGAUAUUAUUAUCGUGUUGAAAGAAAUUCUACCCAUUGCCGUAAACAGAAAUUCAAGAUAGAAAUUUUGAAGAAGCAUCCUGGAACAUGUUAUGAUGAGCUCUCUGAAUAUAAACAGAAAUUGCUUCCAGGACCUGGUGGCUUCCUUGUAUGUCCCAAUUUGGAUAUUUUUAAAGAUGACAGUAAUCUGUCUAAAAUUCAAUGGUAUAAGGAUUGCAAACCUCUCCUUGGCAAUACAAAAUUUAAAGUCCUAAAAAAUCAUCUUUAUCUGGGUAAUGUAGAGAAAGAAGAUGAGGGGCAUUAUACUUGCCUUUUAUCCUAUGAUUAUAUGGGACAGCAUUAUAACAUUACUCGGGCAAUACAUCUAAACAUUAUAGGAAGAGGAAAGAAAAAUAUACCAAAGAUUCUGAGUCCAGAAAACAGGACAAUAGAAGUGGAACUUGGAUCCCAGUUGCUUUUAGACUGUAACUUCACAGCUCAAAAGAAUGAUAUUCAAUACUGGACUUGGAAUGGAUCGUAUGCUAACAAUGAACCUAAUGUCACAUGGUCUGAACUUUUAGUUCCAAAUUUAAACAAUUUGAACACUGUUACAAGAGUUUCAAGGCUUGUCAUUUUAAAAGUGGAAAGUAGACAUUAUUUGUACCCAUUUUUAUGCUGGGUUAGCAAUGAUGCUGGUAUAGUAACAACAUAUAUUGCCUUGAAACCAAGAGUCCUAGAUGCCAGAAUGUACUUGAUUGGAGGAUUCAUCUCUUUGGCACUAAUAGUUACAUUCUCUGUGUUUCUCUACAAAUUUUUCAAAGUUGAAAUUGUGCUUUUAUAUAGGGAUUCUUGCCAUCCAUUUAUCCUGAAAAAAGCUUCAGAUGGGAAAGUUUAUGAUGCAUAUAUAUUAUAUCCAAAAAAUUUUGGAGAAGGGUCCACCUACAUCUCAGACAUCUUUGUGUUUAAAAUCUUGCCUGAAGUCUUAGAAAAUCAAUGUGGAUAUAAUCUGUUCAUCUAUGGAAGGGAUGACCUUGUUGGAGAAGAUGCUAUCAUGGCUAUCAACGAGAACAUUAUGAAAAGUAGAAGACUGAUUAUUGUCUUAGCAGGGGAGCAAUCAAGUUACAAUUGGCUGGGAAACACAUCAGAACAGCAAAUAGCUAUGUAUAAUGCUCUUGUCCAAGAUGGAAUUAAAAUCAUCCUGGUUGAACUAGAAAAAAUUAAGAGCUAUGGAGAUAUGCCAGAAUCCAUUAAAUACCUCAGACAGAAGCAUGGUGUCAUCCGAUGGAAAGGGAACUUCAUGGAAGAAUCCCCAUCUGCAAAGACAAAAUUCUGGAGAUGUCUCCGUUACCACAUGCCAGCACAGCGGCAUUGGUCUUCUUCCACAAGGGAACCCCUGGUUCUAGAUUCUGCUCUGAACUCUAAGAAGAAAUAGUACAUGGCACUUUAAGCACUCAGGGAAUUGUUCUGAAAGCUUGAACAGAUGACUGGUCUUUUUAUAAGUAGAAGCUGUCUGUUUGCUUUAAAAGAUUUCUAGGUUGGACAGUUUGUCAUGGUGACUUUUCCAGUCUUGAGAGUUCUCUCUCUCUCUGUCUCUUUCUCUGUCUCUCUCUCUCUGUCUCUCUGUCUUUGUUUCUGUCUCUGUUCCUCCUUCCCUCCCUCCCUCCUUCCCCCCUCUUUCUCUGUCUCUGUCUCUGUCUCUGUCUCUGUCUCUGUCUUUCUCUCUCUGUGUCUCUUUGUCUCUCUCUGUAUGUGAGAAUAUGACUUGAGAAAGAUGAUAUGAAAUAACAGAAUGGAUUUAGAAAUUAAUACCUGUCUAGAAAAGAUAGCUGGCAAACUUGAUCUUGACGCUUUCCUUCAGAGAGCAAUGCAGUUAAAAAAUUCCUCCCAAAACUGUUUUUUAAGCUUUGAGAAAUGGAAUUUCAUAGAUAUUUUUGUAUCCUUUUUGCACUUGUUGUAUAAAUCUACAUCUGCUGCCACCUGUCAGUUUCUAAAGAAACAAUGAGAAUUUUAUUUUGAAGCCUUUAAUUACAUUGGUGAAAACAAUUCUCUGGAAUUGCAAAUUUGAAAAUAGGAGAAGGGGUGGGGGGCGGGGGGAGACCGAGAAAUGAGUGUCAUUUAUAUUGGGAUCAAGAUUUCACUGAAGCACAUAACAGUUUUUUAGAUGCCGGUCUCAAAAGAAAUAAAAAUACAAGCAUAUCUUAGAGAAACCUUUAUUUCUUCUUAUAAGAUUAUAUUCAUAGAGAUUUUAGAAAGGACACGGAUAAUUUCAGUUAACAAACAUUUAUUACAAUACAGUGGUACAACACUUGUGAUGGUGCCACAUGUAAAAAAAGAAAAAAGAAAACUUCCUAUUAAGUGCCUUACAAAAGUUUUAUUUAUAAUGUUCUGCUAAGUAGGUUUGUUAGGAAUCUUGGGAAUAUGAGAGUAAAUUCUAAAUCUUAGGAUUGUUCUAACUUAGAAAUAAUAGUGUAGUCUGUGAAAGAAAGAGAAGGUGAAGAAAAUGAUUAAAAAAGAAUGAACACUUAAGAUUUCUAAGAAGUGAGAAGUGCAACUGGAGAAGAAUUAACACAAGAAGAUUUAAUUACAUUGGUUUCUCAGAGAGGAAAAUUUUAAUUUUUCAUUCUGGGUGAACUCCUUUUGCCUUUUUGCUUUUUAAUAAACACAUUAGUUUUUUUUUUCUGGUUGCCUCAGAAGGCUAUAUCCCCCGCACCCCCAUGACAUAUCAAAUUAAUGAGAUUUUUUAAAUUGUACUUUUAGUUACAAUGCUGACAGUUUUAGUCAAAAAAAAAAAAGUUGUGGCAAAUGUAGCAAGGCAACAUCAUUGAGAGAUGUCCUCCCUAUCAUUCUUCAGAAAGAAAAGCAUUGAGCCAUUUUUUGAUAAACAAUAUUGUUUGUAUGUUUUUAUUAUAAAAGCAUGUUUGUUCACUUGUUUGUAUAACUUCAACAGAUGCUAAAUAUUUUUAUGUAUUAAAACACAAAGUUCUUGAUUUGCAACAAACUUUUUUAUUGGUUCCAAUCUAAAGUAUUUGUUUUCCAAUAAAGUUGUCAUCAACUUGUAUCUUUAUUAAUCUGAUGGUUAAUAUUGUCUAAAAGUGCAUUUCUUUCCUCACCUAUCUCUCUACCUUAAGCUCUCUCUCCCAGGCUUGAGCUAUAAAAAUAGAACUCCAAAAAUUUGGCUAAAUUAAGAUUCUACACAUAUGAUGAAAAUGGAAGUCAGAAGAAAUUUGUGCAAAUCAAUGAGUUAUGAAUAAAUUGAGUUUUAAAGUUA
This is a messenger RNA of Antechinus flavipes (yellow-footed antechinus), 5162 nucleotides long. RefSeq names its product interleukin-1 receptor type 1-like. Gene Ontology annotation, molecular function: interleukin-1, type I, activating receptor activity. The coding region runs from base 1644 to 3326 and encodes 560 amino acids. The transcript is spliced from 10 exons. Gene Ontology annotation, biological process: regulation of inflammatory response; signal transduction. The record is from RefSeq and is a predicted model, not a curated record. NCBI's taxonomy places the organism in Eukaryota, Metazoa, Chordata, Mammalia, Dasyuromorphia, Dasyuridae.